UUCUUCUUCAGAAAAAAUAAAUAAAGGAGGAAUCAAUGUUGCACGAAAACUAUUGAUACGUGAAAUACCACAGCCGCUACCACAUCACGACGCUUAUGCAGCCAUACCACUGAAUACGAAUGACUCUGGACUAUCGUAAGGCACAAGUCGAAAAGUGUGCAUAGCACAGUUCGUUUGAACGUGUUUGAUCAGGGGCGGGACCCGCUAGUCCGCGUUAGUCCUAAAUACCCAAUCACCCCGUGCAUUUGACCCAGUCCUAUCCCAAACUGUUACGACAUUUCAAACUACGAGAAUUAAAUGGAAAAACCCCGUAAGAACAAUUGCCCUGUUAUCCAACCAGAUCUGACGACUCACACUUCAGUGUUCAAACACCAUUUUGGAAAAGAAAACCGAGCAGUUUGGACGUCAUUUAACAUUUAUACGCGUUUGUGAUGUUUGCACCUCUUGAAAAAGAUGAAGCUCAUUUUGUUUGUGGUAGCCAUAAUCUUCCGUACAACAGGGUCGUUUUCUCAGACUGAUCGCAUCGUCGGAGGCGACGUGGCUUCAUCGGGACAGUUCCCAUACGUAGUUUCAAUAACGGAAGAUGGACGUCAUAUCUGUGGCGGAUUCAUUUACAGCCCAAGAUGGAUCGUUACGGCAGCUUCCUGCAUUGUUGGCAAAUCAUAUACUAGGCUGAACGUCGUUGCGGGACAGUUAAGCCUCCUAAAUCCAGACAUUAACGAGCAAAUCAUGACUGUGUACACUCUCAAUCCUAUUCCUGAGUACAACAGCACGAAUAAAGCCAAUGAUAUCGCCCUCGUUAGACUCACGGCAGGGAUCGUCUUCGAUUACGAAUACGUGGAUUUCAUUGAAUACAACAACGAGGUGGAUUACACGAAAACGGCACUCACAAUGGGAUGGGGCGCCACCUACGAGGGAGGUUAUGAAUCCAUCAAUCUUCGUCAUACGGACGUAUUUCCGAGCAAAAAUUCUACGUGCGGAGCUUUUGGUAACGAAGAAUUUAAUCCUUCAACAAUGAUAUGUGCUGCGGCCACAUUGGCCACAGGUACUCCUGCCGGAUCUCCUUGCACCUACGAUGAAGGAUCUCCGCUCGUCCAAGAAUUUAUCGAUCCUGCUAAUGCAUCGCUGAAAAUCACGACCGCAGUCGGCGUCUAUUCAAAAACCCAAAUCUGCGAGUUGGGACAACCUGGCGUGUACACCCGCUUGUCCUUCUUUGCCCCUUGGUUACUGAACACGGCCGGACCUCAACCUCAACGUCCACUAUAGGCAGGCAAUAACUGCACACGUUCAUUUGUAAUCAAAACGAAUGUGCGGAUGUAGAGCCUGUGAUUCUUGGACUGAAAAGAACCGCAAGGAUUGUUAAAUCGCUUAAUGAUUUCAUGAAUUUCUUAAACUAAAAUAGAUCAAUUCGCCUCA
Molecule: messenger RNA, 1416 nt
Organism: Daphnia carinata
Lineage: Eukaryota; Metazoa; Arthropoda; Branchiopoda; Diplostraca; Daphniidae
Product: chymotrypsin-1-like
Exons: 6
Coding region: 454-1266 (270 amino acids)
Biological process (GO): proteolysis
Molecular function (GO): serine-type endopeptidase activity
Source: RefSeq, a predicted model, not a curated record